CUGUUGAUGUUCUGCGUAUAGGACAUAUUGUCAAAAUCACUUCUCUUGCCCUUUCUAAUCUAAAUAUGUUGAAUUCUGACACUGUGUAGCUCAUUCUGUCUCCCUGCCUUGACAAUGGAGUUAGGUGCUUUUCCUAUGCUUAACCGUCUCUUACAGCACACACUGAGGAGCUUAUGCUCUUGUUCUGACUCUUCUUUCACUUCCUCCAAGUGGGUUUACGCUGUCUUCUGGAGAAUUUUGCCUAGGAACUAUCCCCCCCCAAAGUGGGAUUAUGGAGGAACUGCUCUUGAUCGCUCCAAGGGAAACAAGAGGAACUGGAUUCUGGUUUGGGAAGAUGGGUUUUGUGAUUUUGAUGAAUGCGAGCGAGCGGGAAGUGGCUACAUUGAGGGAAGAUUUGGAGCUGAUGUCUUCUUCAAAAUGUCUCAUGAGGUCUAUAAUUAUGGAGAAGGAUUAAUAGGGAAGAUAGCAGCAGAUAGCAGUCACAAAUGGGUGUUCAAAGAGGACCCAAAUGAAACUGAUCCUAGCUUCAUUUCCUCAUGGAGUAUGUCUAUGGAGCCUCAACCAAAGGCAUGGGAAUGUCAGUUCCAUUCAGGUAUUCAGACAGUUGCCCUAAUAUCAGUAAGAGAAGGCAUUGUUCAACUAGGAUCAUUUCACAAGAUUUUGGAAGAUCUCAAUCUGGUUAUCAGCAUACAGAGGAAAUUCAGCUACCUCCAGAGCAUACCGGGAGUCUUUGCCUUACAAAGACCAUACUUACCAAUCCAACAUCCAUAUAUCCUCAAACCUAAUACCAAGAUGAUCGUAAGCCACGAAAUCGAGGGCAAGCGCCAAUUUACCGGAGUAAAAAGACUAUUCGAGGAGAAUUUUGAAGAUUUUCCAGUCAAGUCCAUCAACUUGGGAUGGAACAACCCACAAAAUGGCAUUACAGGACCCUCUAAUUGGCCUAUACCACCACUUUUCCCUACAAUGUCUUGCAGUCUUGGUGCUCUGCUGUCAAAGCUACCUUCUGUUAUCCCAACUCUUGAUACAGCUCCAGUUAACAACAACAAUAACAUCUGCAGCAGCAGUAAAGGCCAGACACUGAAGAUCGACAUUGUUGGUGCAGCAGAUGAGGUUGAUACAGCUAAAACAAAUCAAGAGACAUAGAACCCUUCUCUGAAGCUAGAAAACUUGUGUUGAGAGAUGCAGGUAGUGCACUAAUCCCAAUUAAUUUGGAUAAUAAUAUAUAUAAUGUACUUUGAUGAUGGUUACUUAAGCUCAAUGAAUGGUGGGUAUGUACUUCAUUAGCUUUCACUGUCAUCUUUGUAAGCAUGCUUUAGUAUUGUAGAACAAUAAGUUGAGGUAUGGGGCACAGGGACAGGAUAUUAGUGGGGGGUAACUCAAGUCUCUUGGCCUAUCCCUGUCACUUUGGGGGGAGUGGUAGUUACACUAUUUAUUUAUGGUCCCCUAAAUGAUCAAAAUUAGGACCAAACAGUAAGACAACUGGCCUUGGAUGAAGUUGUGGGCUACGUUUGGAGGACACAAAGAACAGAUCAAAAUGGUCCCAAACUCUCGAGUCUUGAUAUAUUUUUUUUUUGUUUUGUUUCCAAUUGCUGCUACUUGUUUGACAAAAUGAGUUGUAAUAGUGCUACAAGACAUUGAUUUUGUUAUAUUUGGUCGGAGGAGUUAGCAUUAUUCGAUUGAGUUCAAUU
Molecule: messenger RNA, 1688 nt
Organism: Tripterygium wilfordii
Lineage: Eukaryota; Viridiplantae; Streptophyta; Magnoliopsida; Celastrales; Celastraceae
Product: protein RICE SALT SENSITIVE 3-like
Exons: 6
Coding region: 115-1143 (342 amino acids)
Source: RefSeq, a predicted model, not a curated record